Suillus plorans is the source of this 696-nucleotide messenger RNA. RefSeq lists its product as uncharacterized. The coding region runs from base 1 to 696 and encodes 231 amino acids. The record is from RefSeq and is a predicted model, not a curated record. The transcript has 2 exons. NCBI's taxonomy places the organism in Eukaryota, Fungi, Basidiomycota, Agaricomycetes, Boletales, Suillaceae.
AUGCUCACGCAGAACCCUAACGAAGCCAUAAGGCCAGACUUCACGACUCAAGAGCACGAAGAUGCACGUCAGAAGCUCAUUGACGAAGGUUUCAACGCCGACCAAGCAGCUCGCUCUCUCUCAGCCCUGUGGACCCUGACCAACAACGCUGAUAAAGAACGUUGGGCCCUCGAACAACGGCGCCGGCACGAGGCUGAACGGAGAGAAGAGGAAGAAGAAGAAGAACGCAGGCAACUAAUCAAAGACGAACAAGAGGCCGCUCGCUUAGAGGAUAGAAAGAAGAACAAAAACAAAUAUGCGCCUCUAGUGCGAGGGAAGGUACCUUCUGACCCAACAAUCAUCCCCGCACAGUACGCUCUAAGGAAAAUGAAAGCGGGAGAUUAUUGCGAGUUGCACUACUUCACCAACAAGGGUCUAGAAGACGCAAAAGUUUCGAACCUCUUAGCAGAACCGGAUGCCUUAGUGAUGCUACCAGCCGCAGAUGGGCUACACUCAUGGGUUCCUGCGGCGGCAGUCAAGGAUCCAAAGUCUGCCCCCAUCGUCAAAGACGAAAAUCUUUCGUGGGAAGACUUCAACGAGGCGGCACCGCGCAUGAUCGCUUCAAUGAAACUACAUGACUGGCCCGACGAUCGAAUAUGCUCAAACAAAGAGCACUGCUACUCUACCAAUUGCAACAACGUCGUCGCUGGCACAUGA